UCAGACGGUCGCAGCCGCGUUUGCGCAGUGGAAGUUGGUUACUGCUGCGGCCGCCUGGAAUUGUGGGGGUUGUGUCUGCCCCCUCGGCUGCCGGAAGCCGAAGGCCAGUUAUUUCUUGCUUUUCGAUAGAGGCCAACUUUGAACCCUGGUGUGUUUCACUGGUGGAAAAAGAGGCUAAUGAAGUAAAAAUGAAAAGUCUCUAACUGUGGCUCCCCAGAGCCUGUCUCCAUUUAAGAUGGCUCCUCUGGGCAUGCUGCUUGGGCUGCUGAUGACCUCCUGCUUCACUUUUUGCCUCUGUCAUCAGAACCUGAAGGAGUUUGCGCUGACCAACCCAGAGAAGAGCAGUACCAAAGAAACAGAGGGAAAAGAAACCAAAGCAGAGGAAGAGCUGGACACUGAGAUCCUGGAGGUGUUUCACCCGACCCAUGAGUGGCAGGCCCUUCAGCCAGGUCAGGCUGUCCCUGCAGGAUCUCACGUGCGGCUCAAUCUUCAGACUGGGGCAAGAGAGGCGAAACUCCAUUAUGAAGACAAGUUCCAGAAUAAUUUGAAAGGGCUGAAAAAAGGCAAAAGGCUGGAUGUCAAUACCAACACUUACACAUCUCAGGACCUCAAGAGUGCACUGGCAAAAUUCAAAGAGGGAGCCAAGAUGGAGAGUUCAAAGGAAGACAAGGAAAGGCAGGCCAAGGUACAGCGGCUCUUCCGCCCCAUUGAGGAGCUGAAGAAGGACUUUGAGGAGUUGAAUGUUGUCAUUGAGACUGACAUGCAGAUCAUGGUACGACUCAUCAACAGGUUCAACAGUUCCAGCUCUAGCUUGGAAGAGAAGAUUGCUGCCCUCUUUGAUCUCGAAUAUUAUGUUCAUCAGAUGGACAAUGCGCAGGACCUGCUUUCCUUUGGUGGUCUUCAAGUGGUGAUCAAUGGGUUGAACAGCACAGAGCCCCUGGUGAAGGAGUAUGCUGCAUUUGUGUUGGGAGCUGCCUUUUCCAGGUGAAC
Messenger RNA from Carlito syrichta (Philippine tarsier), 990 nucleotides. RefSeq names its product nucleotide exchange factor SIL1. The coding region runs from base 236 to 988 and encodes 250 amino acids. NCBI's taxonomy places the organism in Eukaryota, Metazoa, Chordata, Mammalia, Primates, Tarsiidae. The transcript is spliced from 8 exons. The record is from RefSeq and is a predicted model, not a curated record.